Acanthisitta chloris (rifleman) is the source of this 636-nucleotide messenger RNA. RefSeq names its product RAB37, member RAS oncogene family (gene RAB37). Gene Ontology annotation, cellular component: Golgi apparatus; endosome. The transcript is spliced from 8 exons. The annotation marks the transcript as partial. The record is from RefSeq and is a predicted model, not a curated record. Gene Ontology annotation, molecular function: GTPase activity; GTP binding. Lineage: Eukaryota; Metazoa; Chordata; Aves; Passeriformes; Acanthisittidae.
GGGUGCUGCCCCCUCCCCAUCCCGCUGACACCUCUCCCUGCACCCAUCUUGCAGGUGAUGUUACUUGGAGACUCGGGCGUGGGGAAAACCUGCUUCCUGCUCCAGUUCAAAGACGGAGCCUUUCUCUCCGGGACGUUCAUAGCCACCGUGGGCAUAGAUUUCCGGAACAAAGUGGUGCUCGUGGAUGGUGUGAAAGUGAAGUUGCAGAUAUGGGACACAGCAGGACAGGAGCGAUUCCGCAGCGUCACCCAUGCCUACUACAGGGAUGCCCAAGCCCUGCUCCUGCUCUAUGAUAUCACCAGCAAGAUGUCCUUCGACAACAUCCGUGCCUGGCUGACAGAGAUCCAUGAGUACGCCCAGAAGGAUGUAGUCAUAAUGCUGCUGGGCAAUAAGGCUGAUGUGAGCAGCGAGAGGGCUGUGAGGACAGAGGAUGGAGCAUCGCUGGCCAGGGAGUACGGGGUGCCUUUCAUGGAGACAAGCGCCAAGACAGGCAUGAACGUGGAACUGGCCUUCCUGGCUAUUGCCAAGUGAGUACUUGGGCAGCGUGCGAUGCAGCCACUGGAUGAGCCACACUUCCAGAUCCACGACUACAUCGAGUCACAGAAGAAGAAAUCCAGCUGCUGUGCCUUCUCCUGA